Zingiber officinale is the source of this 906-nucleotide messenger RNA. Its product is annotated as myb-related protein 308-like. NCBI's taxonomy places the organism in Eukaryota, Viridiplantae, Streptophyta, Magnoliopsida, Zingiberales, Zingiberaceae. The transcript is spliced from 3 exons. Bases 68 to 721 code for a protein of 217 amino acids. The record is from RefSeq and is a predicted model, not a curated record.
CGAUAUCCCAAUCUGAUCCUGUGUGCAGUCUCUCUUACCCUGUUCUUCAUUACGCCAUAUACAUGAGAUGAGGAAUCCCUGUUGCGAUAAGCAAGCACCCAACAGGGGAGCCUGGUCCAAGGAGGAGGACGAGAAGCUCAUUAACUACAUCGCCAUCCAUGGCGAAGUCUCCUGGCGUUCGCUCCCCAAGGCCGCAGGACUACUUCGAUGCGGCAAGAGUUGCAGACUUCGGUGGAUCAACUACCUUCGGCCCGACGUCAAGCGGGGGAACUUCCAGGAGGACGAAGAAGACCUCAUCAUCAAGCUCCAUGCAUUACUUGGAAACCGGUGGUCGUUGAUAGCUGGGAGGUUGCCGGGGAGGACGGACAACGAGGUGAAGAACUACUGGAACUCGCAUCUAAGGAAGAAACUGAGAGGAGUGGGCAUCGACCCUAACUUCCACCGCGUGACGUCGCCGGGGCUGUUGCAGCGCCGGACGUGGCUGAAAGGCUCAACCGACGGCGACGACACGGAGUGUAGCACGGCCGAUGUGGUGGCGAUGAAUUCUGAGAAAGCUCAUCAGUGUAGUAAUUAUGGCGUGCCUGAUCUCAACCUUGACCUGACCAUCGCCAUGGCUUGUGAUCAGAAGAGACCAGGAUCUGAACCAUUGAUCAGUAAUACUCAACAGCUCGAUGAAGAGUACUCUGGUUCUGCGAAGCCCACGCUGCUUCUAUUCCGAUGACACUGUAUUCCAUCGUGCAUGCUAUGGAGUAUUAAUUAGAUGGAUGAAACUACAAACAAUAAUAUAUAUAGGUUUAAUUAAAUCUAUAGAAAAUUCUAAGGUUGAUUAAUUUUAGCUGGCUGUUUUUAAUUUGUAUCAUGUAAUUAAGGUGCUACAUAUAAACAUAUGCUGUACUAGUUUUGGCU